GAGCGAAAGGUGCCGGUCACGAGGAUUGGACGCCUGGCCAACUUUGGAGGUCUGGCUGUUGGCCUGGGUUUUGGGGCACUGGCUGAAGUCGCCAAGAAGAGCCUUCGCCCUGAGGAUCCCUCAGGAAAGAAGGCCAUACUGGACUCCAGCCCCUUCCUGUCAGAGGCCAAUGCAGAACGCAUCGUGCGGACGCUCUGCAAGGUCCGUGGGGCGGCGCUCAAGCUGGGCCAGAUGCUGAGCAUCCAGGACGACGCCUUCAUCAACCCCCAUCUGGCCAAGAUCUUUGAGCGUGUGAGGCAGAGUGCCGACUUCAUGCCCCUGAAGCAGAUGCUGUACCCCGGCGUAGCCCAGAGCAUCAACAGUGAUGUGAACAACCUCAUGGCCGUGUUGAACAUGAGCAAUGUGCUUCCUGAAGGCUUGUUCCCUGAGCACCUCAUUGACGUGCUGCGGCGGGAGCUGGCCCUGGAGUGUGACUACCAGAGAGAGGCUGCCUGUGCCAAGAAGUUCAGAGAGCUGCUCAAAGACCACCCGUUCUUCUAUGUGCCCGAGAUCGUGGAUGAGCUCUGCAGCCCCCACGUGCUGACCACUGAGCUGGUAUCUGGCUUCCCACUGGACCAGGCUGAGGGGCUGAGCCAGGAGAUUCGCAAUGAGAUCUGCCAUAAUAUCCUGGUCCUGUGCUUGCGGGAGCUCUUCGAGUUCCACUUCAUGCAGACAGACCCCAACUGGUCCAACUUCUUCUACGACCCGCAGCUUCACAAGGUGGCUCUUCUGGACUUUGGGGCAACUCGGGAGUAUGACAAAGCCUUCACUGACCUCUACAUCCAGAUCAUCAGGGCUGCGGCAGACAGGGACCGGGAGAAGGUGUUGAAGAAGUCCAUAGAGAUGAAAUUCCUGACUGGCUACGAAGUCAAGGCCAUGGAGGACGCCCACCUGGACGCCAUCCUCAUCCUGGGGGAGGCCUUCGCCUCUGAGGAGCCCUUUGACUUUGGCACCCAGAGCACCACGGAGAAGAUCCACAACCUGAUCCCCGUCAUGCUGAAGCACCGCCUGGUGCCCCCGCCCGAGGAGACCUACUCCCUGCACAGGAAGAUGGGGGGCUCCUUCCUCAUCUGCUCCAAGCUCAAGGCCUGCUUCCCCUGCAAAGCCAUGUUCGAGGAGGCCUACAGCAACUACUGCAAGGGCCAGGCUGCGCAGCAGUAGCUGUGGGCCCCGCC
Molecule: messenger RNA, 1214 nt
Organism: Elephantulus edwardii (Cape elephant shrew)
Lineage: Eukaryota; Metazoa; Chordata; Mammalia; Macroscelidea; Macroscelididae
Product: chaperone activity of bc1 complex-like, mitochondrial-like
Exons: 11
Coding region: 232-1200 (322 amino acids)
Biological process (GO): ubiquinone biosynthetic process
Cellular component (GO): extrinsic component of mitochondrial inner membrane
Molecular function (GO): kinase activity
Source: RefSeq, a predicted model, not a curated record